Phaedon cochleariae (mustard beetle) is the source of this 818-nucleotide messenger RNA. The record is from the annotation of a GenBank genome assembly. NCBI's taxonomy places the organism in Eukaryota, Metazoa, Arthropoda, Insecta, Coleoptera, Chrysomelidae.
AAUGUCAAUAAAAGUAACCAAACUCUAAAAUUUCUGAGACCUUCACGUUUUGAAGUUUUGAUUGUAUUCAACUAUUCAGUAUAAUCAAUUAAAAUGCAGGAAACAAGAUUGGUAUUUCGUUCACUAAUGACUCUUAGGCAUUGGAGAUCUAUUUCAAGAUGCAUACCUGUCUCUCAGUCAGCAGAUCUUCAAACCAAUCCUGUGGAAAAGUUAACUAUUCCACCACCCAGUAACAUAGAACCAGUCAUAUCACCAAAAAUUGAUAAACUAGCAACAGAAAUUUCCCAAUUGAAUCUCAUUGAGGUAUCUGAGCUCAGUGACUUAUUAAAACGGCGGCUCAACCUUCCUGAUGCACCUGUUAUGCCCAUGGGAGGUUUCAUGGGGUCCCCAGUCUCAAAUGAAGAGGAGGAGGCUGCUCCAAAAGCAGUAAAAUCAUCUUUUACUGUUAAACUGAUGAAAUUUGAUGAAAAACAGAAAGUAGCUCUAAUAAAGGAAGUCAAGAAUUUACUGGAAGGCUUCAACCUAGUCCAAGCCAAAAAGUUUGUAGAGAGUGCACCAACUAUAGUUAAAUCAGAUAUUUCCAAAGAUGAAGCUGAUAAACUGAAAGAGGCCAUGGAAAAAGUAGGAGGAACCAUAGAAAUUGAUUAGUUAUAUAAUCACAAUGACUGCAGUAGAAUUAUAUUUGUAUCCUUCAAUGUUAUGUUUACAUUAAUGAACACUUUUUUUCCAAGAAAUAUCUAAGGCAUUUUUAUUUCCUAACAAGCUGUUUUCCAUUGUUCAAAAAAAUUCCAAUUUUAUGUUGAAAAAGUGUAUUCUUU